AUGAGCAUCGCUGACGCGCGCCAUCUGAAUCAAACGACCCCUUAUGCCAUGUACCAGGAGCCGCUAGGGAAAGCGGCUGUUGUCCUAGGCGAUGCCCUCCACCCCAAGCCACUAUUUGCUCCGUACUACGCUCUGGUUCGUCCAGCCUUGACGCGCGCAGCUUGCAGCUUUGCUGGCGGCUCGCUUUAA
Messenger RNA from Penicillium hordei, 189 nucleotides. RefSeq lists its product as uncharacterized. The coding region runs from base 1 to 189 and encodes 62 amino acids. The transcript has a single exon. The record is from RefSeq and is a predicted model, not a curated record. Lineage: Eukaryota; Fungi; Ascomycota; Eurotiomycetes; Eurotiales; Aspergillaceae.